Messenger RNA from Carya illinoinensis, 570 nucleotides. RefSeq lists its product as uncharacterized. The record is from RefSeq and is a predicted model, not a curated record. The transcript has a single exon. Gene Ontology annotation, molecular function: nucleic acid binding; zinc ion binding. NCBI's taxonomy places the organism in Eukaryota, Viridiplantae, Streptophyta, Magnoliopsida, Fagales, Juglandaceae. Bases 1 to 570 code for a protein of 189 amino acids.
AUGCGAAAAGUUUGGCGGUUGGUGAAGAGUGUGAAGUUUCGUGAUUUGAAUGCUGAAUUUACACUGGUUGAAUUUGAAGAUAGUCGAGACAGAGCCAAAGUUGUACGUGAAGGUCCUUGGAGUUUUGAUAAACAUUUGGUGUUAUUGAAGGAGUUCGAUAGUCUAAUACAAAUCAGUAAACUUGAACUGGUAAAGGCUCCUUUUUGGGUCCGUAUUCAUGAUCUACCACUGAUUGCUCGGAAUGAAUAUAUUGGGAAAUUGGUUGGCAGUGCGUUGGGGGAAGUUCUGGAGGUUGAUCUGGAUAAGGGGGAAAUGGAAUUGGAGGAGUACAUGCGAGUCCGAGUAAUGUUGGAUAUCUCCAAACCUUUUUUGCGUUGGAAGCGUUUGAAUGUGGGGAAGGGAGCUUCAUGCUGGGUGAACUUUUCCUAUGAAAGAUUACCCGAUUUAUGUUUUUUUUGUGGAGUGCUGGGACACACGCUGAAGGACUGUGAGUUUACGGACCCUGAAAAGUUGGAUCCGACCAAGCUUCCCUAUGGGCAAUGGUUGAGAGCCAGCUUCUUGAGUACUUGA